GGGGAGCACGGAGCCAUGCGCAGCCCCGGGCACGGCUCCAGGCCCAACAUGGCCCUGCGGCACGCGCUGCGGCUGGCGGGGGCCGUGGGGCGGCGCGGGUGCUGCAGCCAGCGCCUGCUGCCCCCCGGCCUGCUGCAGGCUCUGCGCUCCGUGGCUGGGGACCCCAACGUCUCGGUGGCAGAGGCGGUGCGGCAGCAGCACGGGCACGAUGAGUCCAUGCACAGGUGCGCACCCCCCGACGCCGUGGUGUGGCCUCGAGACGUGGAGCAGCUGCAGGAGAUGGUGGCCCUCUGCUACCAGCACCGUGUGCCCAUGGUGCCCUUUGGCACCGGCACUGGCCUGGAGGGCGGUGUCAACGCCGUGCAGGGCGGCGUCUGCUUCGACCUGAGCCGCAUGGUCGCCAUCUCGGAGCUGAGCGUUGAGGACUUCUCGGUGGCGGUGGAGCCCGGCGUCACCCGCAAGGCUCUCAAUGCCCAUCUGCGCGGCACUGGGCUCUGGUUCCCCGUCGACCCCGGGGCGGACGCCUCGCUGUGCGGCAUGGCGGCCACGGGCGCCUCGGGCACCAACGCCGUGCGCUACGGCACCAUGCGGCCCAAUGUGCUCAACCUGCGCGUGGUGCUGCCGGACGGCAGCCUGCUGCACACCGCCGGGCCCGGGCGCAGCGCCAGGUAUGGGGUGAUGGAAUGGGGCCACGGGUCGGGGUGCCCGGCACCCGCUCACCUCUCCCUGCACAGGAAGAGCGCGGCUGGCUACGACCUGACCUCCCUGUUUGUGGGAUCCGAGGGCACCCUGGGCUUCCUGACGCAGGCGACUCUGCGCCUGCACCCCCUGCCUGAGGCUGUGCUCUCCGCUGUCUGCACCUUCCCCAGCGUGCGGGAUGCUGUGGGCUGCACCGUGCAGGUGCUGCAGGCGGCCGUGCCUGUGGCACGCAUUGAGCUCCUGGACGAGGUGAUGGCGGGCGCCUGCAGCCGCUACAGUCGGCUGGAGCUUCCAGAGGUGGCCAUGCUCUUCCUGGAGCUGCACGGCUCCCAGCGCAGCCUGGCUGAGCAGCAGCAGCAGGCGGAGGAGCUGGUGCAGCUGCAUGGUGGCUCUGUCCUGUCCUGGGCGCAGGCGCCGGAGGAGCGUGAGCAGCUCUGGGCUGCACGGCACAGCGCCUGGUUUGCAGCCCUGGCCCUGCGGCCCGGCUGCCAGGGCUACUCCACCGACGUCUGCGUGCCCAUCUCCCGCCUGCCCGACGUCGUGCUGGAGACCCAGCGGGACCUGCGGGACUCCGGCCUCACCGGCCCCAUGGUGGGACACGUGGGCGAUGGGAAUUUCCACUGCAUCCUCGUCUUCCGUGCCGACGACCCGGAUGAGGCGCAGCGCGUGCACGACUUCACCGAGCGCUUGGGCAGGCGCGCGCUGGCUGCGGGCGGCACCUGCACCGGGGAGCACGGCGUGGGGCUGGGCAAGCGGGCGCUGCUGCGCGAGGAGCGGGGUGCCGUGGGGCUGGCGGCCAUGCGCCGCAUCAAGGACGCGCUGGACCCCCUCCAUCUGAUGAACCCCGGCAAGGUGCUGUGAGCGCCCCGACCCGCAGCAGGGCACAGCGCAUCCACCCGUCCUCCUGCUUUUUGGGGAUCUGGGGGGGGGGGGCUCUGGUACCCCCCUCGGAGGUCCUCCGCUUCACCAAGAACGCCAGUGAAAUAAAAUAACAGUGAAUAUUUUA
Messenger RNA from Tympanuchus pallidicinctus (lesser prairie-chicken), 1705 nucleotides. RefSeq names its product lactate dehydrogenase D (gene LDHD). Gene Ontology annotation, cellular component: mitochondrion. The transcript is spliced from 10 exons. The record is from RefSeq and is a predicted model, not a curated record. Gene Ontology annotation, molecular function: FAD binding; D-lactate dehydrogenase (NAD+) activity; D-lactate dehydrogenase (cytochrome) activity. Lineage: Eukaryota; Metazoa; Chordata; Aves; Galliformes; Phasianidae. Bases 16 to 1560 code for a protein of 514 amino acids. Gene Ontology annotation, biological process: lactate catabolic process.